This is a messenger RNA of Racocetra persica, 252 nucleotides long. NCBI's taxonomy places the organism in Eukaryota, Fungi, Glomeromycota, Glomeromycetes, Diversisporales, Gigasporaceae. The record is from the annotation of a GenBank genome assembly.
CCAUUAUAUGAAACUGACGGUUUUCGUAGAGAUAGACAUUGUGUCCAUCGUCAUACAUAUUUAACCGAUGAACGUCAAAAACUAGUUUUGACUUUCAAAAAGUUUCGCUUAACAGCUAUACUUAAGAACAUAGAGGUUAUUAAAGACUCUCUGCUUUUAAAUUUCUUUCAUAACGUCGAAAGAACGGCUAGAACCAUUAAAGAAACUACGGGUUGUUUCUGUUGCUCCGCUAACCAAGCGGCAUUAAAAGGG